Messenger RNA from Arctia plantaginis, 372 nucleotides. The record is from the annotation of a GenBank genome assembly. NCBI's taxonomy places the organism in Eukaryota, Metazoa, Arthropoda, Insecta, Lepidoptera, Erebidae.
AUGGCUAGUGACAACGAUAAAAGUUCAAACAAUCAUAACUUGGAUAGUUCGGUGAAAAGUACCAAGAUACCAAUAAACAGCGGCAGCAACGGUGAGAACGAGGAGAAAAAUGUGGGUGUGCAUCGUCUGGGAAAAGGUGGUCGACAUUUAUCAAUACCAUUUGAUUCAGCUACAACUAAUGGUGAUAUAAUUAGUUGUAUAGUUUAUGAAGAACAUGCCAAUAUGGAUGAUUUUUUUCGGAGAGCUAGACCGAGGCACCGGCCUGUAAAUGAUGAUACUCAAAGUGAUUGUGGAGUUUUAGAUAUUGAUGAAGAAAAUUAUAAAACAGACAGACGCGGAUUGACAGGUUAUAAUGGAUUUUCUAUAAUAUAA